Grosmannia clavigera kw1407 is the source of this 1065-nucleotide messenger RNA. RefSeq lists its product as uncharacterized. The transcript has a single exon. The record is from RefSeq and is a predicted model, not a curated record. Bases 1 to 1065 code for a protein of 354 amino acids. NCBI's taxonomy places the organism in Eukaryota, Fungi, Ascomycota, Sordariomycetes, Ophiostomatales, Ophiostomataceae.
AUGCUCUGUGUCGGCGGCAGCCGAGCUCUGUGGAGGAUGUCGGUGGGGAUGGUAGCGAUGCGGGCAGCAUCGACGAAUGGUGGUGAUCGAUCGACGGGACGGUACGCCGGCCGUGCGUCGACGGUGUCGUCGUUGCGGCCAGGCCACGGUGACCGAGCGCACGACCUGGGCCGUUUGCAGGAGGAGAGGCCGCGACGACCGAAGAAGCCGCACUACGCGACGCCGCAGGGCCUGGCAUCGGCGGUGCUUGCGGGAGUGAUGGCCGACCCGGGGGGCCAGGGUCGACCGGAGGCUGUUUUGCUCGUGCCAGCACUGCCGCCAGCGACUGCGUAUACGGCCAUGGGCCGCGACGUGGUGCCGCCGCGCACGAUGGCGAUGCGGCCGCUGCCAUCGGGUGUCAAGACGGCGAUGACGACGGCCGACGGCAGGAAGCGUGUCGAGAGCAGCGCCGGGCUGCGCGUGCGCUACGGCCAGCAGCACGUGCUGCACCCGUGGUCGAUGCGGUACCUAGAGGCGACGGAGGGCGGCGGCAGCAGCAGCAGCAGCAGCCACCAGCACCACCACCUGCCACACUGCCUGGCCGAGCUCACACGGCGGCGGUAUGCGGCCAAGAACGCGGGCGAGACGCUGUGGUGGUUUGUGCUGGUGCACACGGACGGCGACCUGCCGAUCAAGAGUGCGUUUGUGCGGCUGGCCAUGCGGCGACGGGUGCAGCGGGCGUUCCGGGAGGCACUCCGACGGCGGGGAUACGAUCAGACGGGACGCAGACAGACUGGGACAGAAACGACGGAAAAGGCCACACAUAGCCUCAACGGCACCGUCCGCAUCGAGGGCAUGGUGCGACCACUGCUCAAGACCGCGUUCGAGCCGCUAGUCACACACCUCGAACGGAUCGUCGGCACGCUGGAACGGGUGCUCGGAGGGGCAAAGACAGGCAGCAAGGACUUCCGGGGCUUCAACGGUGGCCAUAAUGGCCAUCAUGGUGGUGGCUACAACAAUACCUCCAGAAACAGCCCCAUCAUCGUCAGAAACACAAGACCUGUCCGCCAGCAGACACACAUAUGA